CCGAGCGCGCGGUAAUCAAAUCAAAUCGUUGUGCACAGUUCAGACAACACAGUCGGAAGCUGGAAGGACCCGCCGAACAUUUGAUUGACGGUAGCGAAAAACGCAUUCGUCGGUUGAACUUUGAAUUUUAGAGUCUGCAUGUUAUUGAAAGGCGCAGUAAGCAAUUUGAUGGCGCUAAGAAAGCGGUGAGGCCGUGUAAACGAGCGCAGAACGAGCGGCGAAGCCGCGAAGAGCCUGGGAGAAAAAGAGGCUCUGCCUAGGACUGAGAGCGACUUCAGUGACUUUCCCCAAUGCCAGAUCGGUUUAAAGCUCUCAAAGCUUCUUGUUUUCUAAUUCUCGGUCGGAUGCUCUUGGCCCUGGCCAUCAGUCUUUUUUCAAAGUCAGCUAAUGUCGGCCGCCAUCUUGAAAUAAAGUUUGGUCGUCUGUAGUCCAGUGCAGUGGAGUGUGCAGUCUGAUGUUCGACUGGUGUGCUGUCACGACUGUCAGCGAGGGUCUAGAAUGGUAUUCUCGGGAUCCGGAAUUUGACCAAAAUACGGUGCGGGAAUCGGGAAAACGAUGAAUGGCCCUGUGCGACUGUCAACGGGAAGUUACGUUAUGUAUGUGUUAUUUAUUGUACCCACGUAUAUCCCUACCUCCUCUUACAUGACGUACAAUCUAAACAAACAGCCGUAACGUUGCAACGAGUUGUGGUUUGAUUCUGGUAGAAUUUGUCGUCACAUACAUCCUUUUAACAUGUCUGUGAGAACCAUAGACUUCUCUUCCAGUGCCUAUGCUAAAACAAAGAGUUUCAAAGCGAAAGAAAAUAACACAACAGCCUCAAGAAUUAAAGAAAAGAACCCACCACCAUCAGGAGUUAAAAGCUCUUGGACGCCAUUAAAACAAGACUUGAACGAAAAGCUCUUCGAUGAGAGAAAAGAACUUUUAAGCAACUGGUUUGACAGGUGGUCAGAUGUCCAAAGAAAGACAGUUCUUGAAAUCCUGUUAUCCAAGUGCAAGAAUUCUCAACUACAAUACACAUUCUCCUUGAUUGAUGACAGAAUUCCCAUCACUCAUAUAGACUUCACGCGUAAACUUCCACGAGUAAUAACGGUGUACAUGAUGUCCUUUUUGGAUCCUCGGAGUCUUUGUCGCUGUGCUCAAGUUUGUUGGUUCUGGAAAUAUUUGUCUGAGCUUGAUCAGAUUUGGAUGCCAAAGUGUUUUAAGUUUGGUUGGAUUUUACCAUUUGUUCCUACUCCUUUUGAACAAGGAGUUUGGAAGAGACAUUACCUUGAGUGUGUAAGAGGAUUGCAGUAUAUCAGACCAAAGUCUCCUCCAGGAUCGCCAAAGUCAAUUCCAGCUGAGAAAACAGUAUCAAGAGGCCAGAGUAAAGGCCAACUGUUUAAGAAAACCAACAAAAAGUCAUCAGAUCAUGACGUCCCCCCCUGGAGGGGACCUGACCCACAUCCCAGUGACAUCAAGAGAAGAGUCUCCUCGGAUGGAUAUGUAGGAGGGUGCAGACGAUGCCACAUGUCAACGAAUGUGGAUGUAACUGAACCACAUGAUCAUCAACAUACACACAAAAAAGGAACUGCUGUUAAAUCCAGUUCUAAACCAAGGAUACGCCCUGCUUCUGCAAAUUUUGCCUCAGAAUCAGAGACUGCAAGCACAAAGUUUGACAGCAGAACAGGUCGACCAGACUGGGCAGUUCAGUCAUCAAUUACUCCUGUGAAGGCCAGUCGACCUCCACCGCCUGAGAUAAAACCUUCUGCUACAAUAUUGGGCAAAUCUAGAGAUGCCAGAAAACCUCCAGCUGAGGAGUUAUUUCAAAUUCAACCAUGGAGAAGACCGCCAGAAUAUGACUCGGAUUAAACAAGGAGCUGCUGGGUCACAUGCAAGUUCGAGAUAAAUCAAAUGUCCCUUAGUCUGAUGUUUGUUAGAGGCUGACAGUGAAACCAUAUCGCAGAUGUUGGUAUGAAGCUGGACUGUUUUGCCAACUGAUAGAGCUGGCUGUACAAAGAGACUGAUGUAAACUAUCUAGUGAUGGUGUCAUAUCGUGUGCAAACUACUUGGCAGGGUCCGAUGGAAGCCAUAGCCCUAAUUGACAAUGAACAUUGUGGGUCUACCUUACCGGGCCCCGUAGAAUCUAGGUCUUACUUGACAGAAGCUCAAGGGACAUUUGUCCCCCUCCUGCCAGGAUUCCAUGGCUCUACCUGACGGAGUCCCUGAGAUCGUUAGGGUUCUUUUUGGAAACGCCUCGUGGAAUUUUAGACUCUACUUGACAGGUUGUCAAAGGAUAUUAGGGUCCUCUUGACUGGUUUCCACGGGAUUUAGGCUGUACAGAGUACCACACAGCAGGAUUCUUCCUGGGUCUUCUGGAUCGGUAGGAUUUCAGUGGAUUCAGGCUUUACAUGAUUGUUACGCCACGUGCUGUUGGACUGCAAUGAAGAAUGUACGACGUUCUGGUGAGGAAAGUCAUGUAUUGUGCACCACCAAUAUGAAGAGAACUCAUUUACUUUACCUAUGAGUUCUAGUGAUACGGUCCCUCCUUGACUACUUUUGAUGGGUUCAAACAAGGCUGUAGGACUCUGACAUGUGAUAAAACAGUGUCCCAUUUGAAGACGUCACUUCUCCAAUCACCAAAUCGUGCUAACACUAGCUCAUCUUACUCAACGGAAAGAUACAGGAACAGAGACUGGAGCAUUUUGAUUACUUACAAGUAACUUUCUGAGCUUGUGGUUUUGUCAGAGAAGUAAAAAAAUACAACUUUGAUAAUCGUUGGAUAAAAAUAAUGUAAAACGCGCGCUCUAGUUGUUUGGUUUACCAAAGGCUAUGUAAAAUCGGUAUCACGUAUUUUUGUAUUUUUAGGUAUAUUUUAUCAAAGAACUGAAAUAGAAAACGGUUUUCCUAAUGGUACGUGACAUUGAAAGGACUUACGAGUACCGCUCUCCCGCACCAACUGGUGAACUUUUGAAAGCGGCUUCUUAUGUGCUAAAUCAUGAAAUGGCUCAAUAAAAAGGGUGGCUCCAAAGAGGGUGGUUCUGCGAAGAGCUUUUCCGCAUUCUGGCCGCGCGUAAAUUGGAGCGAGAGCAAAAACCCCCCGCUUCGUGGAGCUU
Orbicella faveolata is the source of this 3092-nucleotide messenger RNA. Its product is annotated as F-box only protein 16-like. Gene Ontology annotation, molecular function: protein binding. The record is from RefSeq and is a predicted model, not a curated record. NCBI's taxonomy places the organism in Eukaryota, Metazoa, Cnidaria, Anthozoa, Scleractinia, Merulinidae.